AUGACUAUUCGUUUGAAAGAGAAGGGGAAGAAAAAAGGAAGACAAGAGGAGCCAAGGAUAAGAUGGUGGACUCUAAGGGAUGCAAAGGCUAAGGUUUUUACAAAAAAGGUAACUAAGGAUGCGGAUUGGGAUGGAGAGGUGGAUCCAAACAUGAUUUGGAGUGACGAAACCUUUGCAGCGUAUAAGGAGGCUAAGAUUAAGGCAAAGACAAUUAUUCGCCAAGCUAUAGAAAAGACUUAUCAGGAGGUUUAUGAAAAGCUUGACUCUAAGGAGGGAGAAAAGAUUAUUUAUAAGAUGGUAAAGAGAAGACAAGAGGCAAGGAAGGAUAUUGGCAUGGUAAAGUGUGUCAAAGAUAAGAACCAAAUGGUCUUAGUACAAGAGGAGGACAUCAAGGACAGGUGGAAGGGGUAUUUCGAUGAAUUGUUUAAUGGAAGUAAUGGAGUUGUGAUAGGAGAUACCUCCGUGUGUGAUGAAGAAAUCAACAUGGAGUAUGUGCGGAGGAUUAGGAGAGUAGAGGUGGAGAUUGCAUUGAAGAAGAUGAAGCCUAAGAAGACAGUUGGCCCUGAUGGUGUACCGAUAAAGGUGUGGAGGUGUUUCGGUAAGAUUGGUAUUGAUUGGUUAACAAACCUUUUCAACAAGAUAUGGACGACUAUAGGGAUCCUGCAAGAUUGGAGGAAGAGCACCUUGUUCCCGGUCUAUAAAAACAAAGGAGACGCUCAAGAUUGUUCUAACUAUCGAGGGAUCAAGCUUAUGAGCAACACUAUGAAGUUGUGGGAAAGGGUGAUUGAACAUCGAUUGAGAGCAUGCACAAGCAUUUCGGAUAACAAGUUUGGUUUUAUGUCGGGGAGAUAUACUAUGGAAGCAAUCCAUUUAAUAAGACAAAUGAUGGAGCACUACUAG
Messenger RNA from Chenopodium quinoa (quinoa), 900 nucleotides. RefSeq lists its product as uncharacterized. The record is from RefSeq and is a predicted model, not a curated record. The transcript is spliced from 2 exons. Lineage: Eukaryota; Viridiplantae; Streptophyta; Magnoliopsida; Caryophyllales; Amaranthaceae. The coding region runs from base 1 to 900 and encodes 299 amino acids.